UUUACCCUAAUAAGAAAUUUGAUCAUAUUAAAGUAAUCCAAAAAAUAAUGAAGUUAUUUCCGAUUCAUUUAGUUAAUGCUGCACACAAAAUGCUACCGUGCGAAUGGUCUCCUGUAAGUGCACGAAAUGAAGCGGUUAGUCAGAAAGAGGCUUCUGCAGCGAAUGGCAAAAAUAGAUAUGACGGCAUGUAUUGCACCAACACUUUGUAAGCUCAGCCAGCAUGAUAUAAACAGGACUGCUUCGUGUAGCUGGAUAUUCAAAGCUUCAGUUGAGACUAAACUGAUAGCAUACCGUGUCACAACUCAACCCACUCUUGGCAGUUACGAUCGCUCACGCAGCAAACGACAAGCAGACGACACCUACUGACGCUUCAGCGAUGGUGCGAAAAUCUUCUCAUCGUGGGGUUCAUUCAGGAAACACCCUGCGUGCUUCAAACAGUCGCUACAGUCGUCGAUAUUUUCACCAAUCUUGUAUAAUUUCCCGCGUGGGUCGAGAUGUUCUGAAAAAGUUGCUUGGAGCCGAAAACACAACGACCGACAGUACGGCACGACUACCGUCCAGCGACGCACCUAAAGCAGACGACAAAAUCGGACACCCACAGAACAUACCCAUUGAUGUGGCGCUGUCCCUGAACAAGCAAGCUCGCUGGUUGCUGCCGUCGGUACUAAAACAUGAUAUAUCCAGUAGCAGUUUCGCCGAUCCCGACCUCAUGGUGUCCCUGCUGGAGCGACACAAGCUGAAGCGACACGCCAACUGUGUCAGUUAUUGCAGCAACGCGGGAGAGAUCCAGAAAAUCCAGCCCUACAGAGGACACUACUUCAGUUUCGCUCACCCUCUUCCUCAUGGCAUCUCCAGACGAGCCAUGAAACGCGAAUUGCGAGAACAAACACAAAAGAAAGUUUCUGACCGUAGAAUAAAACACGUGUUCACAGCGAACGGCCCCGUAGAUCAGAACAUAGGUGACUCCGAGCUCAGGUAUGAGGUGUUCUACCCUUGUCCACAACAAAGCUCUCUCUCGCACAAUCCUAAGUACAUCAAACAGCGGGAGUCUGCCCCACCUGGAGACAAAGGGAGAAGCCGGAGAACGGCAAGCCUCGCAGGAAGCACAGGUGCAAGCAGCGUAGGAUUCACCUUGAAAGACUUUGACUAUGAUGAAGUAUGUGCUUCGAAGGACUUCGACAAUGAUUUCGAAAAUGAGGACUUGUGGACGAGUGACAGUGCUGUCAGACAGCCUGCAGACACGAAAGAACUUUUUCUUGACAUUCUGAUCGACAAAGCCGAGAGAGCUAAACAGCACUUAUUCGAGAACAAGAGGCGUCAGAAGAAGAAAAACGAACCCAGAGAGGUACAGGACACCAAACCUCACCUUCAUUACAUCUCUUCAUCACAUAUUCACAAUACUGUCAAACCAAAACAAGCUUCGAAUUCUAAACUGUUCAAGCCGAUUGCGGCGGAGUCGACGAGAGUUAUUUUCCCUUCAGCUGACGUCAGCGUGUCCACCCUAGCUGAGUGCUUUGGGGAGAGGUAUUACGAAGCUGCCUGCCGCCCACGCAAGUUUCUACUUGACAUCACAAGUCACGUGAGAGACUUGCAGAUGAAGAAGGGCAUUUAUCCUUCUGUGGCCGACAGCAACGAGAAGUUCCUGACUUUUCUGGUCUUUACAUUCGACGGCUUCUACGACAACGGCCUUGAUGUGUACAAAGUGUCCUUGAACUGCCAACUGCGUCCAGGCCUGAUCGCCAUUCAAGAAGAGGCCAGUCAGCAGAUGCUUGAUGUCAGCACCACUGAGAGUGUUAUAAGUCAAGCCAUGAACGUGGUUGAAACCUGUGUGAUGGAGCGGAAAAAAAAUGGAGCGUUUCCACAGUUUUGUCAGACGCCGCCUGGCCUGUUUUGGCAAAUGCGUUAACAACACUUGGGCGACGCACAGUCUUACUUUCCUUCCUUGCAGCAGGUAUUCCAGCGGGGCUCCAAAGUCACUGAUCCCUACAUUCCCUCCUUGGAGGACAACAUCGACGAAGACCCUGCGUUUUGUGACAUCUGCUACGAGGAGGUCAGCUUUUUGGUCAUGGGCGGGGCACCAGCGACCUCUCUUGUCAAGUGCGGACACAGAGUGUGCGACGCAUGCUGGUCCCUUCACGUGCAGACUCGCAUUCAGCAGGGUUUUGUGCGUAUCACUUGCCCUGGCUACGACUGUCAAGAGGAAGUCGACGUGGGUGUGAUGCUGUCGGUUGUGCCGGUGGACGUCGUCAGUAAAAUAGUCCAGCGACAGGAAGAAAUGCGAAUCGGAGCUUCCCAAACCGAGAAAUGGUGUCCUAAUGAAGGUUGUGGCCGAGUGCUUCGCUUUAUCCCCAAAUAUUCGUCUGACCAACUGGACGAGAAAGUCCUUCAGCAAGAUGUAGUAUGUGCUUGUGGGUGCCACGUCUGCUUCAUGUGCCUGAGUGCGCCUCACUGGCCAGCCUCUUGCCAACAGGCCAAAUCGUAUCGCGAAGCUUUGGCCGCAGGUACUUUUCGGUCACACAACGAGCACGAUGAUGAGAAAGACAGUAAAGGGACUAUACAAAAUGAACCGAAUGGCGAGAAAAUGGUCAUUGUGAAGGGAAAGCUUUGCCCCGGGUGCAGGCAUUUUGUAGAAAAGAAUGGUGGCUGCAACCUUGUCUAUUGUCGCUGCGGACUUUCCUUCUGCUUCUACUGCCUGAAAACUGAUAAGACACAUCACGGUUUUAGUAAUUGCAUCGAUAAACAAGCAGAAGACAAGCUGACGACAACUGUCGCUGUACAUCACUUCAACCGUCACCUGGCGGAGCGCACCGACAAGAAACAGGAACAGACCAGCAGGCAUCGCAGCCGCGUCUCAUUAACUGGUCGAGCCGCGGAGUUCCGAAGUCACCGUCUCACGCGCAAACUUGACACGUCCACCUUGAUCAGUGUUGCCAAAGCUGGCCAUAGCGGCACACUAAAAACCAAACAAUCUCUGAGCUUGUCCUGCAGGCUUGCAGGUCAUCAUCCGAAGACACGAUUUCGCCAGUUCCGCAAGAUUUCGUUCCACGGGCAUCCACUUAUCCUCCUUGUCGGCGACAGUGAGAACUUUUCUGAAAAACAUGGAGCAAAGCAAACAGGAGAUCCUGGAGGUUGUCGAUACACCUUAGUGUUGCCAGAGACGGGCAGACUCUAUCCUCGCCGACGAGCACUGCGGAUCGCCGAGGAUUUGGGCACCUUUUGCUCCUUCACGCAAUCCAUCAUGGACACUUUCUGCAAGGGUCCUGCUGAUGCUGGCCAUCAAGACAUGGUCAAGGCUGUCCUGAGGUUAGGUGAAAUCCAGCAUUGGACACAGGUCACCCUUGCUUCUCUCAUCAAGACAUCAGGAGUAUUCGAACAGAGGCUGGCGUAUGAACUGAUUCCAUGCUGUCUUGCAUCGCAGUGUUGGCAUUGUGUAUCAUAAGAGGUUUAAGAAUAUUUAAAAACCUGACCUACUAAGUACUAAUUAGCAUAUGACUAAUAUCUAAUCACUAAUUUAUCUGCAGCAAUCACAUCUCAACUUAGGCAGCAAUUGUGAACUACAAAGUAUAUGCGUUAUUCUAUAUUAUGUCUUCACUUGCUUUCUGGUGAGUGGAUGAGUAUUUUUGAUAUAUAUAAGCUGAUGAAUGUAACUGGGAUGCUCUCAUCAGUUUUUGUCUUGAUGAAUCAGUCACUGCAAUAUUCUGAGGCUUUUAUAACUGAUGAACUCUGGUGAUGUGCAUUUUCUGCAAAGGUUCUCUGGUGAUAUACAUUCUUUGCAAGGAUCAUUAAUGUUGUUGUCAUUGUCUUUUGAUAGAGUAGAGUAAACAUUGCAUUAUUAUUAUUACCAUCUUUCCUCCAAAAUAAGAAUUAACCUUAAAAAGCCCUCUACGAUUUUUCAGAAUGAUUGUGAUAUAGGCCCUACCCAAAAAAAAAUUAACCCUAGUUAAGAUCUUUAGCCAGGUGGUCAGAGAGACUUAUAAAGUGAUAAUAUCAAUAUAUAAGUAAUGUUAUUACAUCAAUGCUUAAAAUAAAUGAUAAUAUAAAUUAUAAUUAUUUGUAAAUGUCCAGGCGUGCACUUUGGACUAGAUGUAUAUGCCUAUGUCUAAGUACCGCAAAACUUGCUGGCUUAUUAGCAAAUAGAUGUGGAUUUUUAUACUUAAAUAAAUAAAGAUAUUAUAUACAAAACAAAGACAUCCCCCGCAAUUAUGCCUUAUACAUCUUUUGGGGCAAAAAGUAGUAUAAGACCCUGUUUAUUUUCGGGAACAAUAUACUGUCAUGCUAGUUGGUUAGAUAAACAUUUUUUGAAUGCACAGACAUGGUUUUUCACCAAUUCUAUUUCUCAAAAUAACAAGCAAUGUUGAAACUGAUUUUUGAAAGCAUAUAUAAUUAAUGGUUUGUAUUUUGGUCUUCAAAUACCACUUGAAAGCAGCAAGAGAAUUUAUCUGACGUGAUUUAUCUGUUGUAUAAAAAUUUAUGCUAUUAUGAAUUUUUGUGUGUGUUUCAAUAAACAAUGGUGAAGCAUUGUCUAUAAAAUGUUUUAACAGCGCAUUAUAAAUCUGUUAUUUUGUGUAGAGCAGUGAGUGGUAUUGAAUGUGUGUGUGCUCAGGAGGAAAUAAAA
Molecule: messenger RNA, 4615 nt
Organism: Pomacea canaliculata
Lineage: Eukaryota; Metazoa; Mollusca; Gastropoda; Architaenioglossa; Ampullariidae
Biological process (GO): ubiquitin-dependent protein catabolic process; positive regulation of proteasomal ubiquitin-dependent protein catabolic process; protein polyubiquitination
Cellular component (GO): ubiquitin ligase complex; cytoplasm
Molecular function (GO): ubiquitin conjugating enzyme binding; ubiquitin protein ligase activity; zinc ion binding
Source: RefSeq, a predicted model, not a curated record